AUGAGUUUCCCUCCCAGUCAUGCUGCUGUAGAAGCAGCAGCGCAACGUGCUGCUGCUGCUGCUGCUGCUGCUGCGAAGUGGGAGACGCAGCCAGUGGAGAGCAGCAGCAGAUUCACACCUUGCAGCAAUAGUGAGCAGGUGCAGCUGCUGCUGCUGCUGCAGCAGCAGGAACAGCAGCAGCAGCAGCAGCAGCAACACCGACAGAUAAACUAUGGACUCUCAUUCUCCUCUCCAGCUGCAGCAGCAGCAGCAACUGCAGCAGCAGCAGCAGCACACGUGCCCAUCAGCAGCAGUAUGAGCUUAUAUACCAGCAGCAGCAGCAACAACAGCAACAACAGCAGCAGUUUGUUCGGACCUGUUGGGGCUACUUCGGAGGCUUACCCUCUGAGCUACUGCUUCCCUCAGCAGCAGCAACAGCAGCAGCAGCAGCGACAGCAGCAGCAGCAGCAGCAGCACGAAGCGUUUUACCCUUGGACCCCAUGGAGAGGCAGCAGCACUUCUGUAAACAAGGGGUUAACCUAUGCAGCAGCAGCAGCAGCAGCAGCAGCACCCGCAGCCGCAGCAGCAGCAGCAGCAGAUGGUGUAGAUGAAGACUUGUGGCCGCCUCUCUGCCCCGAGUUAGAGCAUAGAUUUGCUGCAGCAACUGCAGCAGGAGGAGCUGCAGGACCAGUAGGAGCAGCAGCAGCAGCAUCUGCUGCUGCUUCUGCUGCUGCUACUGCCGAUCCCAACGUAGCUGCUGUUGAGGCCCUGCUGCAGUGUAAGGAGUUCAUUCGUCUGGCGAAGCUGCUGCUUAAAACCAUCGAUCAGAUCUGCAGCAGCAGCAGCAGCAACAGCAGCGGCAGGAGCUGCAUGUUCCCUGGUGGUGCUGCUGAAGCUGCUGCUGCUGCUGCUGCUGCAGCAGCUGCUGCUGCAGCGGGGGGUAGGGUGUGGGGUGGAGCAGCAGACUGGAAGAGCAGCAGCAGAAUGUCUCUUUUAAGUUCGAGCUGCAUAGGGCAUGCAGAGCAGCAGCUGCUGCUGCUUGCUGCUGCAGCACGGCGCUGCAGCAGCUGCUUGUGUUGGGUUACAGCUGAGGGUGGCGCAGCAGCAGAGAUGCAGCAGCAGGAAGAUGCAGAUGCUGCUGUUCUUGGUGCUUUCGCUGCUGCUGCUGCUGAAGCAGCAGCAGCAGAGACGCAGCCGGUGCUGCAGUCAAGCAGAGAGCAACGCCAGCUGCUGCAGCGCCAGGUGAGGCAGCAGCUGCUGCUGCAGCAAAUCCAACAGCAGCAGCGGCAGCAGCAGCAGCAGCAGGGGCUCGUGAACACGACAGAGAACAGCAGCAGCAGCAGCAACAGCCUAUCUGUCUCCUUUCGGCAGCAGAUGCUGCAACAGCUGCAGCAGCAGCAGCACCAGCAGCCGCCUCGGCCAGCAACAGCCACACAGAUCAGCAGCAGCAGCAGUAGCAGCAGCAGCAGCAACAACGACAGCAGCGGCAGCAGCAGGAUUGAUAUGCGUUCAGCCGUGCUGCAGCAGCUUGCACAAGCUAACAAAGCAGCAUCUGCUGCAGCAGAAACAACAGCGGGAAGCAGUAACGCAAGCAGCAGCAUUGCCGACAGCAGCAGCAGCAGCAGCACACCUGAGCUGCGCAGCAGGUCCGCCCCCAUUACAACUGUCUCCUGGCAGCAGCAGCUACUGCAGCAGCAGGAGCUGCAGCAGCAGCAGCAGCAACAACAGCAGCAACAAGCAGCAGAAAAUGAAGGGCCAGGAGUAGGACAGGUGCAGCGUUUGCUGCUGCACCUUGCUGCUGAAGGGCCCCAGCACCUGCUGCUGCUGCGUCGCUUGCUGCUGCUCCACUGCAGCAGCAGCCCACAAGGCCUGGACCCGCAGCAGCAGCAGCAGCAGCAGCAGCAGCAGCAAGGCAGGAUGUGUCUUCCAGCUCGUCAUGUGCUCUAUCGAUGGUUUCGCGAGGGUAUAAGGAAAUAUCCGGAAGUGCUGUGGCUGCUGCAGCAGCAAGAGCAGCAGCAGCAGCAGCAGCAGCAGUUGCAGCAGCAAGAGCAGCAGCAAGAGCAGCAGCUGCAGCUGCAGCAACAGCAGCAGGUGUACAUGCCGCAUGCACUAGAGUACGGCGUAUCGCAGCAGCAGCAACAACAGCUGCAGCAGCAACAGCAGCAGCAACAGCAGCAGCAACAGCAGCAAGACUUAAGCCUUUCUUGUGCUGUUCAGUUAAAGGCGGAUCAUACGAAGAGUGCAGCGGAUGGUCAGGGGAGAGGGCCUCCAGAGCUGUUUCGCGGUGUCUCCGAAGCUGCAGCAAACAGCAGCAGCAGCAGCAGCAGCAGCAGCAGGUUAAGGCUCCACCACAGCGACAUGAGCAGCAGGCAUCGUAAUUACAGCAGCAGCAGUUGCAGCAAAAACAACAGCAGCAGCAGCAGCACCAACAGCAGCAGUAGCAACAACGGCACCAGCAGCAGCUACAGACACACCUGCAGUAGCAGCAAUAGCAGCAACAGCAACAGCAGCAAUAGCAGCAGCAUCAAGAGCAGCAGCAACAGCAGCAGCAGCAAAUGGCUGACCUUAUACACCCCAAAUUUGUGUUUCUCUCUGCGUUUCCUGAGGCGCUCCUGCCGCCGCCUCAUUUCAUCCUGCAGCAGCAGCAGCAGCAGGAGCAGCAGCAGCAGCAACAGCAUCAGCAGCAGCAGCAACAGCAUCAGCAGCAGCAGCAGCAUCAGUAUCAGCAGCAGCAUCAGCAACAGUAACAGCAUCAGCAACAGCAGCAGAAACAGCAUCAGCAACAGCAUCAGAAACAGCAUCAGCAACAGCAUCAGAAACAGCAGCAGCAUCAGCAACAGCAGCAGCAUCCGCAACAACAGCAGCAUCAACACCAGCAGCAGCAUCCGCAGCAACAGCAGCAACAUCAGCAGCAGCAUCAUGAGCUGCUGCUCUACGUAG
Molecule: messenger RNA, 2919 nt
Organism: Eimeria acervulina
Lineage: Eukaryota; Apicomplexa; Conoidasida; Eucoccidiorida; Eimeriidae
Exons: 2
Coding region: 1-2919 (972 amino acids)
Source: RefSeq, a predicted model, not a curated record